GUUUUUAAAUUUAGGUAAUUCUUUUCUGCUCCUGGACUUAUUAUUUGACUUUCGGUAGACAGAAGAAAAAUCAACAUUUCUCAUCAAUCACUGAGCUUAAACUUUGAAUGAUUAUAACCUGAAAAUUUCUGGUGUUCUUUGGCCUAACCAGUUGAAUGCUUCCUUGAACUCCCUAGCAUGGCUUUAACAAAGUUUACGUUAACAUGUGCAAUCCUCGCCUCCAUGACUUCAUUUCUAUCUGGCUUACACUAUAAUGAUUUGAGCAGUGAAACAGCGGAUUUUUUCAUGAAAAGCGAUGAAAUCAGCAGAAGAAAGAUGGAAAAUUUAUUUUACUUUUUAAUCAUUUUCCAUUCAAUAGCAUCGUUAACUGCUGGAACUUUGUCUGAUCUUAUUGGCCGUAAAUAUAGUUUGAUUUUGUCUAUGAUUUUCUUUUUCCUCGGUUCUCUGGUCACCAGCUGUCUAGCUCUAAACUAUGUCGUGUUCGUGACGGGUUGCCUUUUAUUUGCUAUCGGAAUUAGUUUUGUACAAGCUGUAACUCCCGUUUACAUUACCGAGUUAUCCCCCGAUUCGACUCGCGGGUUCUUAACGACUUUCCCUGAAGUCUUUUGGAGUAUCGGAUAUUUAUUUGACAAUAUCUUUGCUCGUUUCACUUCCAAGAAGCUUUUCACUUGGCGACUCCAGUUAGGACUCGGAACGAUUCCGUCAUUUUUGUUAGCUUUAGCUAUGCUACUCACUUUGCCUGAAUCACCGGGUUGGCUUGUAACUCGAGGUGAACUCAGUGAGGCAACACGAGUUCUUAAGAAAACCUCGGUUAGCGAAGAGGAGGCCGAGUUAAGACUCGGCGAUAUUAAAUUGACCGCUGAGUCAAAACAGAGUGGCUGGGUAGGAUCCUGGAAGAAGCUUCUCCUCCAUCCGUCACCGUCCAUUCGAAGAGCUUUAAUCGCAGUCGUUGGAUUAAAUUUCUUUCGAAAUUCAACAGGAAUUGAUGCUGUGAAUGAAUACUGUUCCAGACUUUUAGCAAUGGCUGGGGUUAAAAAUGGGGAAGAUAUUUUAGGCGUUACAUCAGCCGUCAGAUUAAUCCAGAUUUGCAUCAUCUUGACCGCUGGUUUUCUGAUGGACAAAAUCGGACGACGACCAUUACUUCUGGCCAGCGUCGCUGGCAUGAUCUUAUUCCUCGCUGGUUUAGGUUUGGGAUUGACGAUCGCUUACCAAUCGCAUAAGAGAAUAUGGGCCGUUGAUUUGAGUGUGGCCAUGGCGUUCCUUUGCAUAGCGUUUUUUUCUACUGGACUGGGCCCCGUCACGUGGGUGUACAGCUCGGAGGCUUUCCCUUUGAGAUUAAGAGCCCAAGGCGCAAGUAUGGGAGCGGCGGUUAAUCUGGUUACACGUGGCUUAACGUCGUUGGCUUUCUUAGAGUUGUACGGUUUCAUCACGGUUGGAGGUACGUUUCUGUUGUUCGCUGGAAUGGCAUCAGUGGCGUGGUUGUUUUUCUAUAAGCUACUAUCGGAAACACAUGGGAAAUCCCUCCAUGAGAAGGAGAUUAGAUCAUGUACCUAUGGUGUUGGUACAUCGGCUGGUGCAGUAUUAUCAAAGCGUGAUGGACACGUGGCAAUAUCAAAACGGUUUUAUGGUCAUGAAAUCUCAUCCUUUGAUAGAAAAUUGCUCAAGAGAAGUGCUUCUUUCCCGGUCUCUUUUAGGCCAUCUUCCUCUUUGAAAAAUUAUUUCACAUCAAACACAACCCAAUUUUGAAAAGAAAUAAUAAAAAAAAAGCUUUGAGAUUUAUUUAUAAAGAUUUUAGAUUAUAUAAGAUAUUACUACUAAAUAAUAAUAUUUGAGUUUCAUAUGAUUUAAAAUUUUAAAUUAUCAUUGUCUUUUACACAUGAUUUAUAUUUGUAUAAUUGUAUAAUAUUCUAGAUGUGAUUUAUAUAUGAUGCAAUUCCAUCAUCAUCAAACAUGAGAAAUUAACUCAAACUUGAUUCAUAUUUCAAAAUCCAUGAUUUACUUUGUAUUUUUAGAUUGAGAAUAAGAAAAUACGAUUUCAACUUUAUAAAUAGUAAUGUCUGAGCUUAUAAGUCACGUGCUCAAAUACUUAUUCU
This is a messenger RNA of Durio zibethinus, 2093 nucleotides long. RefSeq names its product putative polyol transporter 6. Gene Ontology annotation, cellular component: membrane. Gene Ontology annotation, biological process: transmembrane transport. Gene Ontology annotation, molecular function: transmembrane transporter activity. The record is from RefSeq and is a predicted model, not a curated record. Lineage: Eukaryota; Viridiplantae; Streptophyta; Magnoliopsida; Malvales; Malvaceae.